CACACACACGUGAACAACAGAGGAAACAAUAGGGUGAGUUCAGAUGGGUCAGGUAAUGAACGACACAUCAUCAGCGGUGCCAUCUGCCCUGACAGCAACAGAUCCACGGCAGCAGCCAAGACACCGGCCCAUGACGCCCAGUGGGGGAGGGCAGAAACCCCCACGACUGCCCGGGCACUACCCGAGGAGCGCCCCGGCUGCCGCCGCCGACCACCGGCCCCAAGGCAGAGGGCUCCGCAGAGGAAACACUGGAGGAUUAAAAUAUAUAACUGUAAAAUAACAAAAGCUAAUAUGGAUAAAAAGUAACUGAUAAAAAGUGAUUAUAAAGAUAGUAAAAGAAAACAUAAUCACGUAAAAACACUAAGAUGUAAAUAAAAUGAUAAAAUUAAUUAAAAGAGAUAAAUAUGUAUGUACGUAUAUACCGUAAACAAAUAUGACAGACGAUUCAGUUAAACAGACUAGAUGAAUAGUAAGCAGUUAAAAGCUAAGCUAGAAAGGUGGGUCUUGAGCCUAUUCUUAAAAGCCUGGACGUUUCCUUGGCCCUGAGGUCCUCCAGCAGCCCGUUCCAAAGGCGAGGGCCGUAGUACUUGAAGGACGCAAAGCCGUGGGUGAGUCUUAACUUUAGGGAUAACUAGGAGACGGCUGCAGAGGAGCGCAGAGACCGCGAGGGUUUAUAUAGUAAAAGCAUUACUGAAAGAUAAGAAGGCCUAAGACCAUUAAGACACUUAAAAACCAUUAAAAGAACCUUAAAAUCGACCCUGAAACAUACGGGGAGCCAGUGCAGUGAUUUUAAAACCGGAGUGAUGCUCCCGCUUCCUGGUCUUCAUCAGGACACGUGCUGCUGAGUUUUGUAAAAGUUGUAAACCUGAGAUGCUCUUUUUGGGAAGACCAGAAAGCAGGACAUUGCAGUAAUCAAUUCUACUGGUUAUAAAAGCAUGAAUUAGUGUCUCCGUAUUGGCCCGACAGAGAAUAAGGCAGACUCUGGCGAUAUUCUUAAGAUGGUAAAAACCUAUUUUUGUGAUGUUUUUAAUGUGGGGAAUAAAAGUCAGCUCAGAGUCGAAAAUAACACCCAGAUUCUUCACUUGUAGUGAUGGAUAAAAAGACAUUGAUUGUAGUUUAGGUAAAAGUUUCUCUCUCUGGGCCUCAGGACCGAUGACUAAAACUUCAGUGUUGCCUUGGUUGAGCUGGAGAAAGUUUUCAGUCAUCCAUGAUUAAAUAUCUUAGAUGCAGUUAAAAAGUGUUUCCAUUGGCUGUGCGUCAUCAGGAGACACGGAGAUGUACAACUGUGUAUCAUAACCACAAUUCUGAUCUCUUAGCUGAUUCUGUUUUAGGUCACUUUAUCAGAAGCAUCCUGUCAGUGUCACCAAAGAUACAAUAAAUGACAAAGAUAAUACAAAAGUUUUAAAAGGUGUAAAAAAAGUCUGACUCGUUAGGAGGAAUUGUAAACACGAUUUAUUUUACAGUAUUUGAAAAAAAAAACAAAGCAAAACAAAACAAACACAAAAAUACUUUCUACACACUCAAUAUCCUACAGAGCUUAAAAAAAGAAACUGUACCGAUGGCCAGGCCUCUGGUCCUGAUGCUGGUGGUCUCUCUUGAUUGACACCCAGCUUCUGUCAACAAAGCAGAGAACCGCGCAACCUCACGUCAGCAGACCCUCAAACUGCUGAGCCGCACAGCUCACUUGUGAUUGGCUCACAGUAAGAAAAUGUGGCUUCAGCCAAUCAGAGGCGCGCUUACUCUCCGACCAGUCGGUACCAACAUGGCAGCUCUCUGAGUUUUGGAGGAAGGGAGCUGGUGUAAAUAAAUACAGUUUGAACGUUUUAGAGACAACGACAUAAUCUGGCUGUUUGAGCCUGGGGCUUAUUGGACUGCGGGGGGAAAAUGUCGAGUGACGGAAACAAAAAACAGUUUUGGAAACGAAAUGCAGCGAAGGUUCCUGGCAGCAUUCAACAUGUUUAUGGAGCACAGCAUCCACCUUUCGACCCUCUUCUUCAUUCAGACCUGAUGAAAGCAGGUAACAAGCCACCUCCGGCCACACCGGGCAAGCCCAAGAAAGCCACCACUUUCCAGGAGUUUGAGAGCAUAACUAGUGAUGCCUGGGAUGUCGGGGAUGAUGACGAUGAGCUGCUCGCCAUGGCUGCCCAGAAUCUUAAUAUUGAGGUUGUCAUGGAGACGGCAAAUAAGGUGAUAGAGAAUCACAGCAAGCAGCAGGAGAGGCAGAGACACGAUGACACAACUGAGAUUGGUCAGAAGGAUGAGAAUACACAGGAGGAGAUGGCAGAGGAGGAGGAAGAGGAUGAGGAGGAUGAAGAUGCAGAUGCCCAAGUGGAAGAAGGAGAUGCAAUUAGUCCAGACGUCUCAUUCGCUUCCCUGAGCAGCCCCUUUGGUGAUGGGCGUCUUGUGAAGUCCCAGAGCGAAGCUCCAAUAGGGUCACCCAGGGAUGUAGCAGGUGAGCGAGCGGCCCUCCACAGACAGCGAUCUCUACCCCACAGACCGCCUGUCAUCCCCUUAGUGGCCCGCAUGGCGGACCAGAACACAUCUGGCACCCCAGCCAUGACCGAGAGGGAAGCAUCCCGUCUGGAUAAAUUCAAACAGUUACUGGCAGGGCCAAACACUGAUCUGGAGGAGCUACGGAAACUCAGCUGGUCUGGAAUCCCACGGCAGGUUCGACCCAUCACAUGGAAGCUUCUCUCAGGUUAUCUGCCAGCCAACGCUGAGAGGCGAGAAAGUGUUCUACAGAGGAAGAGACAAGAAUAUUUUGGCUUCAUUCAGCAAUACUACAACUCUCGGAAUGAUGAAAACCACCAGGACACAUACAGACAGAUCCACAUAGACAUUCCUAGGAUGAGUCCUGAAUCUUUGGUCCUGCAACCAAAGGUGACAGAGAUAUUUGAGCGGAUUCUGUUCAUCUGGGCCAUCCGUCACCCAGCCAGCGGCUACGUGCAGGGCAUCAAUGACCUGGUCACGCCUUUCUUUGUCGUCUACGUCUUUGAGUACAUCGAGGAGGAAGUGGAGAACUUUGACGUGUCCAGCCUUGAGGAAGAGGCUCUCAGAAACAUCGAGGCUGACAGCUUCUGGUGCAUGAGCAAGUUGUUGGACGGCAUCCAGGACAACUAUACAUUUGCUCAGCCUGGCAUUCAGAGGAAAGUCAAGGCCCUGGAGGAGCUGGUCAGCAGGAUUGAUGAGUCUGUGCAUCGCCACAUGCAGCAUUAUGAAGUAGAGUACCUGCAGUUUGCCUUCCGCUGGAUGAACAACCUCCUGAUGAGGGAGCUGCCGCUACGGUGCACCAUCAGACUGUGGGACACCUAUCAGGCUGAACCCGAAGGCUUUUCCCAUUUCCACCUCUAUGUCUGUGCUGCCUUCUUGGUGAAGUGGAGGAAAGAGAUUCUAGAGGAGCGGGAUUUUCAGGGCCUGAUGAUCCUCCUACAGAACCUCCCCACAAUGCACUGGGGCAACGAGGAAGUGAGCGUGUUGCUGGCUGAAGCCUACAGGUUGAAGUUUGCCUUUGCUGACGCGCCCAACCACUACAAGAGAUGAUGAGUGUGGCUCUCUGCUCCUCCUCUUCCUCUCCUCUCCGCCCAGACUUCUGUGGGCCUUUCUGCUACUAAGAGAUUCAAAUCAAGCAGUGAUUUAGGACAAGUGGUGUAGCGUUGUGACGAUGAUGACGAUGAUGUGGAACCUUUUUUUUUUUCUGAUCAGCUCUGAAAUGAACACUCCUGCAGUCCGACACAGAGACGGAUGCUUUGGAGCCCCGACGCAGGACUGUCGGGCUUCUGCUUAUUUUACACUACCACAGCAAUAUAGGUGACCCUUUUUCUCCGUUUGUACUGAUAAAGAACGUUUAAGGGCAUUUUUCCUUGUACAUUCUCCUUUUGGCCACACGCUCUGAUGGAACGCUGCCUCUCCUGGUUUUGCUUCAUGAGGGGAGGGAUUCAGAUUUUAAAUCAGAAAAUGUUCUCCUGCUUCCUGAAAGCUGAACAAAUCCAUCUCCUUCUCAUGUCGUCCUCCCUCCGUGUGCUGCUACACCCCAGUGGCAGGAGGCUGAAGGUCAGAAGAGUCUACAUUAAACACGUUACCUUUCAUCUGAACGGUCUGCGCCUUAAUAACUCGUCAUACACAAACUACAGGACUACCUCAGAUCCCACAGGAACAUAUUUGCAUGCCGCCAAAAAGCAAAAUGAAGUGAAAAAGAAAAAAAAACUGAUUCUAAAAAUCCAAAUUAUGCUCUUCUCAUUAAAGACAAAAGGCGAUUUAUAUUAGUAGCUCAGUUGUUUUUUUUUCCUUUGGUCUUGGUAUAUGAGGCUGUUUGAGCUAAAUCUACACAGAACAUCUUAUUAGAUACGUCAUAAAAUUUUCUUUAAAAACUGGUUUUCUGUUUGGAUUUGUGACGUUUUACCCAUAAAAAUGCCUUUGUGGUUAGCGUUUAAUGUGUCGCAUGAAAGUAAAACCGAAAUCUAAACAUGAGCAGACCUGUCACCACUCACACUGGGACCUUCUGAGAUCCAGACCAGCCUUCCUGCCUUUACCUACGCUCUGAGAUGGAGCCGAUAAAUCAGUGAAGUGUUUUUCUAACAAUAGCAGCCUCUUUCCUUCAGUCGGGCAUCUAGCUCUGAUCAUCGAUGACAUCAGCACUGCAGAACGCGAUGGUGGUCAGAUAAUCAGAGGUUCACAACUUAAUUGAAAGCGGUUAACAUCCGUAGCGUCCUGCAGCGCCUCUGCCAGGAACCAUUACUGUCACCCGAGCCGGCGGAGACGGGUGCGUAGGUGUGUGAAGGGGGAGACAGAGUGGGGGUGUUGUGCUUCUUUGGAUGUUUCGGUGCAGUUUUUUUCCCCCCUCUCUGAGAGCUGUCAGUCUUUGAUCACACGCUGGGAUUUUUUUUUACAAUCUGAACCAGUUUCACAAACCCCUCAUCUCCUGCUCUCUGACAAGAAAAACUGCACUUCAUUUAAAAGUCUACAGCCUUUUUCCUUCUCCAUUAGUCGUAUGAAAUAUAGAUAUUCUGUCAAUCAGCAUUUUAAAGAUAAAUCGUUUAGAUUUUAUUUUUUUAUGCCGGCAUUUGUUUACGUUUUCAAGUUGUGCCUGACCCUAGAGACGCCAUCAUGGUUUUGUUUUUGACUAUUUGAAAGGUGUUUUAUUUUUUAUUUUUUGAAGCAGAUUAAUAUUUUUCUGAGCAGCUGCAUCGUAAUAAAACUUACUCUCUUACCCCGUGUUCCCCUCACGAACAGAUCUGUCGAGCUUUGAUGCUGAGCCUGCCUCCGUGAAUGGGGUGUGACUUAUUGCUCAGCGUUUACGAAGGUAGAAGUGCUAAACGGUGUAAACAGUCCUCAUCCGCUCUGACAGGUCCAUUAGUCAGGAUGUUUUACUCAUCAGGUUGAACGUUUUGGUCGCUAGUCCAUGAAGCCAUCUAAGCUAAUGUGGACUGGAUAUUAGUUCAAUGUGAAGAAGAAAAAAACAAGGAAGAAAUGUCAAGAUUAAGAUUGAAAUGUCCAGAAUAAAGGCUGAGGCUAUGUCAUCGUCAGCAGGAGGAAGUGAACCCGUUGUGCUUCUGAACUGCAUUUUAUUCAGUGCCAUGCACCUGUUAGCUAAGCUUGCAGCAAUGUUUACAGCCGGAUUCAAAUGAUUUGCUACAGUCCUUCACAAUAAGAGUCUAAAACAGACACACAUACCUAAGCAUCUGAAGCCUAUAAAACAGUUGAACUGGUUUCUAAUCUUAAGAUGUAUUUGUAUAUUGGAGACUUUUAUUGUGAAGGAUCAAAGGAGGAUCUUCUAACCUUCUGGUACGAUCAUAGCCGCAAAACAAGAAGCACCACAGGAUUCACUCCCUCCGGCUGUUGAUGCGUUAGAUCCUGUUUCUCAGGAACCCGACUCUAAUCAGAACAUUUCCUGCAUUUUUUUGUUUCUUUUGCUCCUCAGACAUGAGAUGGGAACUGAUGGGUCCUGAGUAGUGUGGGCGGGGCCUACGCUGAUGCCAUCAUCAUGCUUUUUCUGUUUUGGUUUACCUAUUUGUUGAGGUCUGUAUCAUUGUAAGCAUGUGCAAUAAAUACAAAGCUUGACAAAAACAGUAACUGAGGGGGAAACGGGGGACAUAUUUCCUGUUUCUGGCAGUUAUGUUGCCUUAAAGCAGAGUGGUGUGUGUGUGUGUGUGUGUGUGUGUGUGUGUGUGUGUGUGUGUGUGUGUGUGUGUGUGUGUGUGUGUGUGUGUGCGUGUGCGUGUGCGUGUGUGUGUGUGUGUGUGCGUGCGUGCGUGCGUGUGUACGUGUACGCACGCACACAUGCAUGCUUAUGUAAAGAGGCUCUCAAACUCCUCAUCUGAUCAUUUAACAAAUCUUUAUUUUUGCAAUAAUUAUAUAAACAGUCAUUUCCCUUCAUCUGGCUCCUAUGUACAAAAAGGUGAUCAUUUAUUAAACAAACUGAUGUGAUUGUGAUCUCAAAUUAGCCUCUCUGCAUGCACACACUCACACAUCUCCAUGGCGAUAGCUGACGUCUGUCUGGAGCUUCUCUGUUUAUAACCCACUCUCUCUCACACACACACACACACACAGUCUUAGGUUUUCAAAUAUUACACUUCUGGGUCUUUCUCUCUGUUUGGUAAAGCAUAUUCAUGAAAAACAAACCCUCCCCCUUGAUGUAUUUUGCCUCAGAGAGCAGUCUAAUAAUACUAGAUUGUGUGGGUGACAGGAGUCGUGGAUCUUGAAUUUAAAAAAAUAAACCGUGUACAGAAACAAAUAUCUGUAAAUAGAAAGUGUAAAUAAAUCCUCUAUAUGAAAAAAAAGUAA
This is a messenger RNA of Nothobranchius furzeri (turquoise killifish), 6780 nucleotides long. RefSeq names its product TBC1 domain family, member 22a (gene tbc1d22a). Gene Ontology annotation, biological process: activation of GTPase activity. NCBI's taxonomy places the organism in Eukaryota, Metazoa, Chordata, Actinopteri, Cyprinodontiformes, Nothobranchiidae. Gene Ontology annotation, molecular function: GTPase activator activity. The record is from RefSeq and is a predicted model, not a curated record.